This is a messenger RNA of Ornithodoros turicata, 2233 nucleotides long. RefSeq names its product endothelin-converting enzyme 1-like. The transcript has 2 exons. Gene Ontology annotation, biological process: protein processing. NCBI's taxonomy places the organism in Eukaryota, Metazoa, Arthropoda, Arachnida, Ixodida, Argasidae. Gene Ontology annotation, molecular function: metalloendopeptidase activity. Gene Ontology annotation, cellular component: plasma membrane. Bases 78 to 2159 code for a protein of 693 amino acids. The record is from RefSeq and is a predicted model, not a curated record.
UCGGCAUCACCUUGCUAUUGCUAUCCGUCCAUAUUGACUACUUUCAAGCAACACGGGGCACCCUGCAUCAAACAGUUAUGGCCGCAGUGACUCCAACGAGUCCAAGUUCAAAGCAGCAGCCAAUGAAAAUCGUCCAAUUUGCUCUCAGGGCUCUGCAAUCAUUAACACCACCAGCUCAUCCAACAGAUCACCCUCCAUCGUUUUCACGAAAGAAAAUCAUUGGCGUCGGCAUUUCUAUCGUCUUCCUUCUGUUGCUCGGGGUUGCCAUCUAUUUCAUCAUUGGUGGCGGUACCGUCCGGAAAAGCGUCCACUACUCACUCUGCGAUUCGCAAGCUUGCAGCGCACUCGAAAACAUGCUCCGUAAGACCAUCAGCCAAGAAACGGACCCGUGCAACAACUUCUAUGCCUAUGUCUGCGACGGUUGGAACAAAGGGCAGUCCAAGUCUGUUUACCAGAACCAUGUGGAUAACUUUUUGGAGUUGCUAGCUGAAGGCCUUGAGGAAAAUGUUCCUCGCUACGACCAGAGACCCGACCAGAAGGCGGCAGCCUUCUUCCAGGCGUGCAGGAGAGCUGCAGAUGACGAACGUGGAGACAUGUUUGGUUUAAGGCAAAUACUUCACACAAGCGACGUGCAUUGGCCCGUUAUUUCUGAGAAACCGGACGUCCUCAGAUCACUAGUUCGAUUUUACAAGUCUCUCAGGAUCAAGAACCUUCUGAACAUAGACAAGAACGAAGGCAGCUUGGUCAUAUCCGGAGGCACUAUGUUAGCUAGUAAAUACCAACGUAGAGCAACAUUAAUUAAAAACCCGGGAACGUAUGGCUACAAGACUUACUACGAGACAUUUCAAAAUGCGACCAAAGGUAUCUACAUGUCACAACAAAAAUUCCUUCCAUAUUCUGAAUUCGUGGAAGUUGAAGAUUCGAUACUUGGCAAUCUAACAAAUUACACCAAGGCAGCCGUCAAAAGCCUUCCGAAGAACCUGAGCGACCUGGCAAACUUAACGGCCGAGAUUCCUUACGAGCGCUGGUUAAAACUUGCGACACGAGAACUUGGCCUUUCCGCAAAUGCCCCAGUGAACAUCAGCGACGGGGACAGCGAUUACAUCCGCGCGUUCAGCGGGCUUUUGAAAAUUAUCGAUGAAAAGUACCUGCACUACGAAGUAGGUUGGAUCAUGAUACAACAGUGCGCCACUUUCAUCGAUCGCGAAGUCCUUAGUGCAUAUGUCGGCGACUUCGAGCCAUUCCAGCCGGGAGGCUUAGCGGAUAUAACAAACCGCGACUACUGCUUCGUGACUACAGAAUACAUGCUGGGAUGGCCUGUCUACGCAAAUUUUUUGAAGCGGAACGUACCAGCGGAGUCGAUAAGGGACAUACGUGACAUUAUCGACGACAUUGGCCGCGUUGCUUUUCUUAAGACAGACGAAAAGAUGCCACCAGGUUCAACUUACACGGAUUCCGCCUUCCGGAAGAAGCUUCGUUUACUCACGAUGUACCAAGACAGAUUUGAAAGCUUCAACUUCAGCGGCACCUUUUCCAAGAUCGCCGAUAUGGGUCAUUACAUCUUCCAGAACUGGGAGGAAGUUAUUCGGGGCCUCCACACAUUUUGGAAAUUGAUCAGCACGCAUUUCAUGCCCAGGUUACUCGAACGACAUCUAAUAUACAAUCUUUACAACGAUUUCGAAGGCACAUUCCUGCUGCCGCCUUAUGCUAUGAUGAUGCCACUUUACGACCUUCACGUCAUCAAAGCGGUCAAGUAUGGUGCUUUAGGAUCCUUGAUCGGCUCGGCUGCUUUGGAAAUGUCCCAUUACUAUUGGUGGCAAAACGAAAGCAGAGACUGUAUCAUGAACACCUCUGCUGACGGCAACUUCAGCGAGCACGUGCUUUAUCCAUCAGCUUCAGUAAGCGUAGCCUGGGAGGCGUACCGGAACUCUACGGGUCCUGCUGACGAUGUUCGACUCCGUAGUUUGCCUGACUUAACAUCUGCUGAGCUUUUUUUCGUAACCACAUGUUAUAUUCUGUGUGGCCAGCCUGAAGAAGCUCACCCCGAAUUCCGCUGCAACGAGCCCUUAAAACACCUCAAGGAAUUCUCUGAAACUUUCGGCUGCCGACGGAAGACAGCUAUGAAUCCUGAUGAGAAGUGCGAGCUGUUUACAACCUGAUGAGCCUAUGCCACCUCUCUUACUUGCUAAUCUAUAUCGAUACCAUAGUCUGAAAUAAUCUAAUUGCAGUGUCA